This is a messenger RNA of Larimichthys crocea (large yellow croaker), 6486 nucleotides long. It is a transcript of the gene maml3, whose product is annotated as mastermind-like transcriptional coactivator 3. Gene Ontology annotation, cellular component: nucleoplasm; nuclear speck. Gene Ontology annotation, molecular function: transcription coactivator activity. The transcript has 6 exons. Gene Ontology annotation, biological process: positive regulation of transcription of Notch receptor target; Notch signaling pathway. The coding region runs from base 60 to 3581 and encodes 1173 amino acids. The record is from RefSeq and is a predicted model, not a curated record. Lineage: Eukaryota; Metazoa; Chordata; Actinopteri; Sciaenidae.
UGUCGGUGAGCUUGACGGGGAGAAAAGUUCUUCCAAAAUAGCAGCCACUCGGCCCAGUGAUGGGGGACUUCGCCUCCCCCGCUGCCGGACCCAACGGCAGUAUCUGCAUCAACAACAGCAUGAACCCGGCCGCCGGGAGCGUGGUGCCCGCCGGGUCUGUGGGCAUACCUAAGCACAGCACGGUGGUGGAGAGGCUGAGGCAGCGGAUAGAGGGCUGCCGGAGACACCACGUAAACUGCGAGAACAGGUACCAGCAAGCCCACGCCGAGCAGCUGGAGAUAGAGCGGAGAGAGACGGUCAGCCUGUACCAGCGGAGUCUGGAGCAGAGGGCCAAGAAGUCGGCCGGCGGCGGCGGCAGCAGCAAGCAGCCGCAGAGCAAGCAGCCGGACCCGGACUCUGCCUCCUCCACGGAACAGAGGAAUAACACGCUCAUAGCGCUCCAGGAGACUGUAAAGAGGAAACUGGACAGUGCACGAUCGCCCCUUAAUGGUGAACAGAACGGCAUCUGUGAUGGAGGCAGCUACUCACCGACCACCAAACGGGUACGGAAGGAUGGCACUGGUGGUUUGGACUCACUAACAGGUCUCCCUAACAACAACAAUAACAACAAUGUACCACCCAUCUCGCCACUGCAUCACCAAAUGGACAUUAAGCCCAUACUGGGCGGGCCCAACACUUCCACCGGAAACAACACUACAAACAGCAAUGGCAACCACGUAGGCCAGGCAUCAGAUGAGCUGGGGAAGAACGGUGGCAGCCAUCUCUCGGACAUGAAGCUGAACGGCUCGCUGGACCUGGAGGACAGCUUCAGCCUCCUCAAAGACCUGAAACAGGAGCCACUGGAUGAUGGAGGUGGGAUGGAGUCUUCUGAUCCCCAGUCUCUGUCCAAUCAGAACAAACUGUUCUCUGACAUCAACCUCAACGACCAAGAGUGGCAGGAGCUAAUCGACGAGUUGGCCAACACUGUGCCAGAGGACGAUAUGCAUGACCUCUUCAACGAGGACUUUGAGGACAAGAAAGAGGCAGAGUUCGGGAGGCCAGCGAACAAUCAGACACCAGGCCCACAGGAAGCAGCUGGGAAUACAACAGCACCUGGAGGAGGGGCAGCGCCAGCAGCAGCCCUGCCCCCUCCUCCUCAACCUCCACAGGGAGGCCCGCAGGUCCCCAUGGGCUCACCACAGGUCCGACCAUCAUCGUCAGGCCCUCAGUUUGCCACCACUGCCAAUGGAACGCCUCCACAGCAACCUUUGCAGCAGUCUCCAGCUGUUGCCAUGGCAUCAGGUUCCCCAUUGCACAACUGCGUGGCUCGCUCCCCUCAGACCCCAACACAGGCUCAGACGCAAGCAGUCUCUAGGCCUGGGAAUGGAUACAUGAUGAACCCGGGCCCAGGGGUGAAUCAGGCGGGCACAGGACCCGGAGCGGCUGUAGUCGCUCCUGGAGGUCAGCCUGUAGGGCCAGUGACACCUGAACUCUCUCCAGCAGAGCAGCUAAAAGCAAUGGCUCAGCAACGUGCUAAACUGCUGCAGCAGAAGCAGCAGCAGCAACAAGCAGCUAACUGGUCCCCUGCAGGCGCUCCAACCAGUCCCUAUAACUCUGGUCCCUUUAACCAAGACAAACCCAACAGCCCCAUGAUGUACCCACCGCAAGCCUUUAACACACCACAGGGCCCUCUAGUGGCUGGUAUGGCCCCCAACAAUGGGCCCAAAGCCCCCAUGAACAACUACCUCCCUCACAACCACAUGGGCAUGAUGGGCCAGCAACAGCCAAACAGCAUGAACCAGAACACCCUGUCCAAGCAACAGCAGCAACAGCAGCAGCAAACAGCAGCCAUGUUGUCCUAUAACAACACCAAACCGCUGAGUCACUUCAGCGGCAGCGGGGUUGAUCACAUAGGCCAGAGGAUGACUCCACCCAUGGGAGGGAACAAUCAGGUCAAGAACCCCAUGAUGCCUCCUUACAUGGGUGGUGGAGGAGGUGGCGGACAGGGCGCCGGGCCAGGGCAGACCCAGGGACCAAUCCCUGGACAGACAGCCCACUUGAGUGAAGAGCAGAAGAGGAUGUUGCUGAUGAAGCAGAAAGUGUUGAACCAGAACAUGCCCUACAGCGCCAUGCAGCCUCAUGGACAGGAACAAGGUGUGGUGGGAAUGUCACGACCGCCAGGCGCCAUCCCGCCACCUCACCCUGCUGGGGGCGUGGCUUCAGGCGUGGGUCCCAACCAGGGCUCGGGUCCACCUCCGGGUUAUGUGGGCAACCAGCAGCAGGCGGCCAUGAUGAAACAGAUGAUGGCGAUGGAGCAGGAAAAGAGGGUGCAGAUGCACAUGAUGGAGCAGCAGAAACAGCAGCUCUUCAGAGAGCAGAGACAACAGCAGCAGCAGCAACUGCUGGCUGAACAGCUCCAACAACAGCAGCAGCAGCAGCAUCUCCCCAGACAGAUGGGUCAGGGCCAGAGGAAUCCAUACCCCCAAGUCAAUCAGUACCAAGGUUCUCCUCAGGAUCUGGCGUCCAGGAGCCAGGCCCUCCAGAGCAUUCGGGCUGCCCGUCUCCUACAUCAGCAGCAGAACCAGCAGCAAAUGGUCCAGAUGAGUUCUGUUCAGGGCCAGGGUGGCUCAGUGGGACCCCAGACUGACAUGGGCUUACCCUACGGCAACCAGGGGUCCAACCAGGGUACCCUGUACGGGCUCAACCCCUCCAUGAGCCAAAUGAUCCACCAGCAGCAGCACCAGAGCCAAAGUGUCCAAGCCUCCAUGGGUCUUCCACCGCAGCACAACCCUGCCGGAGGACCACCCCGACAAGCAGGUGCAGGUCCUGGGGUUGGAGGUAUGCCUGGAGGCCCCGGAGGUGGUGGAGCUGGAGGGUAUGGAGGACAGGGGAUGUUAAUGAACUCCAUGACGCAGCAACCCCUGAAAGGUCCUCCUAACGCCAAAGCCCAAGCACAGAGACUGCAAAGCAUGCUGGGAGCAGGAGGAGGAGGUGGAGGAAUGGCGGCAGGAGGCUGGCCGCAGCAGCAAGGACAGAGUCUGCAGGCCAUGGGGGGAGGAGUUGGAAGGACUACAGGUGGAGGGGGAGGAGACAUGGUGGGGUUCAGUUCCGCCCAGGGUUAUGGAAUGCAGCCAGGUCAACCCCCGCGCAUGGCUAAGCAACACUUUCAGGGCCCGGGACAAGGGAUGAGCCAGGGAAUGGACCCCAGAGUGGGCAACCCAGCGGCUGGCAUGGGCGGCCCAAUGAUGGGCCCUCACAUGGGCGGACAGCCCAGGACCAACCAGCCCCGGCCCAUGGUCAUGAACCAGGGGAUGAACCAAGGGGUGAUGGGCCAGGGGAUGACUGGGAUGGGAGGGUUCGGGCCGGGCCCAGGGGGGCCUGGAAUAGGGGCGGGGGGAGGAGGAGGUGGACCCUACGGACCAGGGGGAGUCGGGGUUGGAGGUCAGCCACCGGGCUACCAAAGGACAGCCAAUCAGGACAUGUCAUCCUAUGGUUAUGGGGGCGGGCCCUCAGGGGGAGGAGCUUUUGGACUGGGCGAUGGCUCAGGGGCGGAGCUGGACUCAAGCGACGGUUGGAUGGAGGAGUUUUUCCCGAACCAAUAGCCAACGGGGAAACUGGGGAUGAGUUUUUACUGGAUGAACUAAGACAUUAAAGCAGGACAAACGUUUAAACCUGAGAGAGUCAAACAAAAAGGACGACGUGAAGUGGACUGGCAUGUUUUUGUUUUGUAAAACAUGAGCAAGGUUAUAAAUGAGUUCUUGUGUUAUGUUUUGUGUGUGUGCGUGUGUGAGUGUGAGAUGGAGAGAGCGAUCAUUAUGGUCUUGUGCAUAUUAAUGAAAAACCAAUAUAGAGAUUAAGAGGUGUGUUUCAUUAGUUUCCCUUUUUUCUCCACCGGAUGAAUUUUUCUCAUGUUCCAGUGUUUGAAAGCGAGCCCCGUUUACACAGCAGCGCUUUGAGCCCGAGCUUCAGCAGGGGCUGAUUGAACACCGCAGACUGAUGAAGGGGAAGGAAGACUUGUUCUCAAGACAGCAAUUUAUUUGUGUUUGUGUGUUUGUGCCACCCAGCUCAGUGCUUCAGAUCUCUCAACUAUGUGAGGAGCUGAAGGGAGUAGAAAGCUCUCUCAGCGCUCCCAUUUCCUCUCUUAGAUUUGUGCCCCCCAUAUACACACACACACACACACACACGCAAAUAUGUCUCCCUUGUGCUCUCUCACUUUGUUCUCUUCACUCUCUCUCUCUCUCUCUCUCUCUCUCUCUCUCUCUCUCUCUCUUACUCUCUCAUCCUCCUUCCCUCUCUCUCUCUUCCCGUCUUUCCCACCCUCUCUCCAGAGACUCAUUCCUCGCUCUCAACUCUCCUUUCUCUGUUUAAAUUGUGAACAUCACAACAGAACAAAUGAUGUUCUUCUGUUGUGCCACACAAGCACACUCUGCCCUCUAGUGCUUUUGCAAGGUAACCGACCUGGGUGGCAAUUUUUUAUUUUUUUUUGGGGGGGGGUUCAUUUCCUGUGUGUGCCGAGGGUGACGGGUAUGCAUGUAGAGGAAGACAAAGAGAGUGAAAAGCAGAGAACGAGGGAGAGAGAAUAGGCAGCUAAAGCAAGCACUAGGACUCAAAAGCUCAUACACACACACACACACACACAUAUACACAUAUACACGUAUACAAACCAACAAACAGGCAAACAAGCAUCAGCCCGGGAGGAUGAGCGGAAGUGUGAGAGGCAGCUAACAGAGCUAAUAUUACAUUAAACCUUCUGCCUGCGUGACACAAACCACAUCACAUGCAUCAGGCUGACACGAAGCAAAACGAUCGCUGGGCACUGAAUGUAUUCAAGCACCACAAGUGACUUCUUCUUUUUACGGAAAAAAAACUAACAAAAAAGCUCAUUGAAAGCCCACCCACAUUGUUUUGUUUGUUGCUGUGUUUUAUCUCUAACAAUGAUGCUGGUUGUGUCUUUGUUGAUUAAAAUGGAAAAAAAAAAAAAAAAGAGAAAAAAAAAGAAAAAAGUUCAAAUUAGCCUUCUUUUAGUUUGUGUUGUCUUUUUGAAAAAUCUGUUUGUCCUCCCGUCGCAGCACAGCCUUCCCUUCCAUUGUGACACAGCUAGUUGUCAAUCAGCCGUAGCCCCGCUUUACAUUGUGGCUUUCUCUUGUACCGCAGCUAUAAAACCGCCCUCGCUCCAAACUAGAACGUAACUGUGCUAUACUGUAACACUACUGUGAAGAAAUCCGAGUUGUCCCCUUCCAGCGCUUUACUAGGAAAAUGAACCACUGCUAAGCCUUGAGUUUGUUUCAUAGACGGUAGAGAAACUUCUGAUUGGGCUUAAAGGGUGACAACGGUUAGCGCCAGUUAGCAUCAAAACAAUCAGUGCUUCCACUGAAGUCGGUGUCUCCCCUCUCCUCUCAGAGCUUACUAGUAACCUGUAGGCUUUCCUCCAAGGCCUUACGGCUUUAAUUCAUCACCAACACGCAGUCCACUCUUUUGCCCUAAUGGUUGAGUAAUAAAUAUGUCGAAUAGGUUUUAAUACAGUAGUCGUUGGUAACACCUUACUUCUCUUAACUGUUUUGUAGUCUUGGUUCAAAGACGAAUGAAAGCGUGUUUGUACGUGCAUUACUUUGUAUUUAGCUCAUCAAGAGUGAACGUUCGGAGGAUGAUGCUGUAAUCAACAAACCAAAAAGCCUUCUUCUCUGUAAACUAACUCCUCGCCAUCAGCGCAUUUGUUCUCAUGGUUGUUGAUGUUGUAUAAUCCAACCCUUUAAAUACAAAAAACUUUAACCACCACGCCCAUCGUCCUGUAAGCGUUGCUGCACUUGGUAGCACCUACGAAUGAGGUUCUGUACUUUGAUUUCAUCAUGUUUGGGGAGUUGAAGUCCUCCGUCUCACUGUGUGGAGUCAGAAGGUCAACGGCAGAUGGAUGUCGAAGGUUGUAGCGUCCCCCAGUUUUAACAGGGGGGGGAGAUGGUCAAAAUAAGGAAUACCACCAUGUCGCUGUCUAGAGAAACUCUUGGAUUGUUUGAGCCUACCCUGUGUAGGAAACGCAGUGGAGCGCCCACUCCUUCGGUAGCUCCACUGCUCAUGCUUCCAAAACUUUGAUACCGCUCCAAUACUCCAGGCAGGCCCAAAUUCAGAGCACCAGACCGGUGAAAUGGAGGCAGUGUGUAGGAAAACACCUUAAUUUUACCGCUCCGAACUGGAGGCAGGAAGGUAGAGAAACACUUGUGGGUCAGUGUUAAGGUCACAGCCUCUGUGACCUUGUUGUCUUCUUCAAAGUAAGAGUUCAUGAUAUGGUUUGAAAUCCCUUCAGGAAGAGAAAGGAAGCUUCCUCCAAAUAUCAUUAUGUACCGGGACCAAGUCUGUAGACAACAUUUUAACAAAAAAUUGUUGUUGUUGAUGUUCUUUGUUUUAUUUUAUUUGUUUUUUUUUACUGGUGCUGACAUAUAUGUGAUUAUGAGAAAAAGUAUAUAAAAGAUAAUGGCUAUUUGUAAAUAUGUUUUUACAGGUUUAAAUACAUCA